Bombina bombina (fire-bellied toad) is the source of this 1934-nucleotide messenger RNA. It is a transcript of the gene GPATCH3, whose product is annotated as G-patch domain containing 3. Lineage: Eukaryota; Metazoa; Chordata; Amphibia; Anura; Bombinatoridae. Gene Ontology annotation, biological process: negative regulation of RIG-I signaling pathway; positive regulation of DNA-templated transcription; negative regulation of type I interferon production. Gene Ontology annotation, molecular function: nucleic acid binding. The coding region runs from base 30 to 1403 and encodes 457 amino acids. The record is from RefSeq and is a predicted model, not a curated record. The transcript is spliced from 6 exons.
UCAAUCACAUGACCAUAUUCUAAAACAAUAUGGCAGCUCCCGGUAACCCAAUCCUUUUCAUCGUUACCGGGAUUCCUAGCAGUUUUCGAUCGGCACAUCUCCGUCAUUACUUCAGUCAGUUCACAGAGAGCGAAGGUUUCGUGUGUUUUCAUUUCAGACACCGGCCUGAGCGGCGCGGAGAAAAUGCAGAGAGUUUCGGGACAUGUUGUUGUCCCGUGGCUGUUACUGCUGAUCGGGCCCAGAGCUUCAUUCGCAUGUAUGGAGGGAAACCCUGGUUAGAUGUGGACGGAACCCAAGUCCCUGGCCGAUGUGUCAUACAUAAGGUGAAAGACGGACCUGAUACAGAUCCCUCAGCUUUUCCCUACAAAACUCGAGGAGAGUUGCAGGAAACGCGAAAUGCAGAGGUGGCGCAGACUGUGACAGCGACAGAGCUACAAAGAAUGUCUGAGCUGAACCCUCCAGCACUGAUGCCCCAGGGGAAUGUGGGAACACCUACAGGAGUCUUCCUGCAGUUAAUCCGUACAUGCCGCCUGCCCCCCAGGCUAAUUUCUCGACUGGGACUGCGAUUUCCUGGUGCUGGGCGUCAUUAUGGUAAAGUGCCCUUCAGCUACGCAGGCACAGAGAUAGCACACGGGGAGGAAGGGGUUUACACUGCCAGUGGACAGGAGAUAACCGAAGGAGGCCAUAUAAGAGCCAAAGUAGACGCAGACAAAGAGGAGGAGACUAUUGAAGAAUCUCACUCUGAUGAUGACGAUGAUACAUGUGAGGAGUGGGAGCGCCAUGAGGCUUUGCACGAGGAUGUCACCUCACAGGAGCGCAGCAAGGAACGUCUAUUUGAGGAGAGGAUUGAACUUAAGUGGGAGAAAGGAGGCUCUGGGCUGGUGUUCUACACAGAUGCCCAAUAUUGGCAGGAGGAAGAGGGAGAUUUUGAUGAGCAGACAGCUGAUGAUUGGGAUGUUGACAUGAGUGGCUAUUAUGAAGAAGGGGCAGGAGACAAAGACGCCAAAGACUAUUUGAAAAUGCGCCUUGAAAAGAGAAAACGUGAUGGCAUCAGCACUGCACGGGAAGAGAGUGGUCUAGGGUUAUUUGAACAAUAUACCAAGGGUAUUGGUCGGAAGUUAAUGGAACAGCAAGGAUGGAAAGAGGGAACUGGCCUGGGAGCCAGUGGGGCAGGAAUACCAGAUGCCUUAGAAAAUGAAGGACAGAACCCCAAGUGCAGAAGAGGAUUGGGGUAUCAUGGGGAGAAAUUGCAGAGAUUCUGUGCACCUAAGCCUAAAUCGCACAUUAUUUCUACUGUGUAUGACCAGCCACGGGUAGAAGAUGGUGGUGACACGCUGUUUAGACGUCAGCUUUCAUCUGCCAUGAAAUAUGUGAGAAGGGGAAGAACUGGUGGCAAUGACUGACUAGGAGGAUAGAAGAAAAACGUACAUAGAACUGGAGAUAAUGUACCUGAUCUUUUGGCCACUGUAAAAUAGUCUAAUACAAGAUAAUGUGUUUUUAAAUAAGUGUAUUUGUUGGUAAAACAUUUUUUUUUUAAAUGGUAUCAAAACUUUUAUAGGACAAAGACAUUAAGACCCACAGGAAAGACUUGCAGAAACCUGAUUGGAGAGAGAUGGGACACAGCACAACAGCAAUAUAUACUCGCCUAAUGAGUAACUUGUACAACCCCCUGGGUGCAAAAGAUGACAACUGCAGGAUGGCGCAUACUCAUGCACAUGACACUGUUAUGUUGAUGGAAAGGACUUAAGGGACAGAAAUCCAAAUGGCUUUAUAAAUCAGAUACCUAUGUGAAACAGGACUUUUUUUUGCCAACAUAUAUAUUUUUAAAUUAUUCUCUAAAACAUAUAUUAAACAAAUGCUGCAAUGUUGGGAAGUAGAACUUCCUGUGUUAUACAUUUUAUUAAAAUAUUUAUUUUUUUACUACAAUACAAGAA